Messenger RNA from Hippopotamus amphibius kiboko, 1841 nucleotides. It is a transcript of the gene PIGC, whose product is annotated as phosphatidylinositol glycan anchor biosynthesis class C. Gene Ontology annotation, cellular component: glycosylphosphatidylinositol-N-acetylglucosaminyltransferase (GPI-GnT) complex; membrane. Lineage: Eukaryota; Metazoa; Chordata; Mammalia; Artiodactyla; Hippopotamidae. Gene Ontology annotation, biological process: GPI anchor biosynthetic process. The coding region runs from base 658 to 1551 and encodes 297 amino acids. The transcript is spliced from 2 exons. The record is from RefSeq and is a predicted model, not a curated record.
CCGAGUGGGAGUCAGUGUUUCCGGGCCUCCUCCGCCAUCGCCCGCAGGCCCGAGGCUGGGUGAGGGGCGGCGGCGGGCGGGGGAGGCUCGGGAGGGGGAGUAGGGCGCCCCCGGGGACCCCCUGUCCUGACCCUGCCCGGUCCCAGCCCGGUCCCCAGCCCUGCGGGCGGGCCUUGCCCUUUUCGGCGCGUCGGACCCUCCAGCCCCCGCGGCGGCCGUGAGUUGCUCGGGCUGGGGUCCCUGCCGCAGUGAGAGGGGCUCUCAGGGUGUCUGGCUUGUGAAGCAAAACCUGUCGUGCUCUCCAUGGAAGAAAUAAGGUCGGGCGAUAAGAAUUUUCUUCGCAGACUUGCCGGAUGACCUUGGUAUUUCUGACUCUUAGUUUUCCCAUUGUGAAAAAGAGAUCCUUAUCUUUGAUCCUCCCGCGUUUCGCCGUUAAUAAGAACUUGGCUGUAUUGUCCUGCCUCAGAGAACAAACUCAUCUCCUGUAGGCCUAGCCUGGGUUGCUGCCUUUGAAAGCAAGGGAAGGCUGGCACAAUAUCAACCACAAUUCAGCAUGGAAUUUUCAGAAAGGUCUUAUUUCAAAACUUUAUAAAGAACCAGAACCACAUGGACUUCUACAAGGGAGAUUGAACUGGCCUGCGUUUGAGCAAAAGGAUAAUGUGUGACCAGCCUGUAACUAACACCAAAGAGGCCAGGUGGCAGAAGAUCUUGUAUGAGCGACAGCCCUUUCCUGAUAACUACGUGGAUCAGAGGUUCCUGGAAGAGCUCCGCAAAAACAUCUAUGCCCGGAAAUACCAGUACUGGGCUGUGGUAUUUGAGUCCAGUGUGGUGAUACAGCAGCUGUGCAAUGUCUGUGUUUUUGUAGUUAUCUGGUGGUAUAUGGAUGAGGGUCUUCUGGCCCCCCAUUGGCUUUUUGGGACCGGCCUGGCUUCUUCACUGAUUGGCUAUGUUUUGUUUGAUCUCAUUGAUGGAGGUGAAGGACGGAAGAAGAGUGGGCGGACCCGGUGGGCUGACUUGAAGAGUGCCCUAGUCUUCAUUACUUUCACGUAUGGCUUCUCGCCAGUGCUGAAGACCCUGACAGAGUCUGUCAGCACUGACACCAUCUAUGCCAUGUCGGUCUUCAUGCUGUUAGGCCACCUCAUCUUCUUUGACUAUGGUGCCAAUGCUGCCAUUGUAUCCAGCACACUGUCCUUGAACAUGGCCAUCUUUGCUUCCGUCUGUCUUGCCUCACGCCUGCCCCGGUCCCUGCAUGCCUUCAUCAUGGUGACAUUUGCCAUCCAGAUUUUUGCCCUGUGGCCCAUGUUACAGAAGAAACUGAAGGCAUGUACUCCCCGCAGCUAUGUGGGAGUGACAUUGCUGUUUGCAUUUUCAGCCUUGGGGGGCCUGCUGUCCAUUAGUCUUGUGGGAACCGUACUCUUUGCCCUUCUGCUGGUUUCCAUCUUAUUUCUCUGCCCUUUCUACCUCAUUCGCCUGCAGCUUUUUAAAGAAAACAUUCAUGGACCUUGGGAUGAGGCUGAAAUCAAAGAAGACUUGUCGAGGUUCCUCAGAUGAGUUGGGGACCUCCAUUCUGUUACUGAGACAAGCUGAUAGACCAGCCUUCCAACUAGUAGAAGAUUUGAAGGCAGAGUUCCAUUCUGGAAGCGACAUAAUGAUGUGGGUGGGAGAUCAGAGAUCAAAAGAAAAAAGUUAACCAAAGGCUUGGGUGGUGAAGGUGCUUAUCCUUUCUGUUAUUUUUUCAAUGAAAAAGCUUCCUGGGGCCCUCUUGAAUUACUGCCUCUCAUUAUUCACUGUAACAAAUGAAGUGAUGUGGUUUCUAUAUAUUAAAAAAAAAUAACAACACA